UGUAUCACCAUGCAGAAGUAGCAGCGCUUCGCGGAAGAGAAUGUUUAAGAGAGAGACUGGUUGACAUUGGGUACAAAGAGGUGUUGAUAAUUAAAUAAAAACUAUUUUAAUUUAAACGCUUGACUGCAAAGGAAGAGAGGAAACUUCAGUGUGGUGAAAUUUUUCCGGUCUCUGGCAGCGCUAACACCAUAAAAGUCGACUUUGUGUGUCAGUGGCUGAAGCUGCGUCGAAUGAGCAACUAAACUGUUCAUCUUCAACUAGGCGCCUCGCUUUCUCGGCCAACAAAACUUUUAAAUACCGUAUUAACGAUUUCGCUGAAUAGACACGAUGGCAUAUUUCCUCUCUCACCAAAUAAAUUCAACUGUGUGUAAGCUGCCCUUGGCAUUGAGAACUACUUCUGCACGCUUUGUGCUAACUGAAAAUCAGCGCAAAUACAGCAGUGACACCGGGACGGAUUCUGAGUACUUGCACAGAAGUGUUGUUCCGACCAUGCACUACCAAAAGAGUUUACCGAGAUUACCGGUGCCAAAACUGGAAGACACAAUACGGAGAUACUUAGCAGCUCAAAGGCCCCUUCUAAAUAAUGAACAGUACAGUAAUACAGAGAAGUUGGCACAUGAUUUCCAGAAUGGCACUGGGAAGCAGUUACAUGAGGAGCUUGUGAUUCAUGAUAAAAACAACAAGCACACCAGCUAUAUUUCAGCUCCAUGGUUUGACAUGUACCUGUCUGCCCGUGAAUCUGUGGUCUUGAACUUUAACCCCUUUAUGUCGUUUAACCCUGACCCCAAACCAGAGUAUAAUGACCAAGUUGUUCGAGCCACUAAUAUGGUGUGCUCUGCAGUACGAUUUAUGAAGACCCUCCGUGCUGGUCUUCUUGAACCAGAGGUGUUCCAUCUAAACCCUGCUAAAAGCAAUACUGAUUCCUUCAAGAAAUUUAUCCGAUGGGUGCCUUCCUCCAUUUCAUGGUUUGGGGCCUACAUGGUGAAUGCAUAUCCCCUUGAUAUGUCUCAGUACUUCCGUCUCUUCAACUCCACGCGCAUUCCCAAACCCAAGAGAGAUGAGCUGCUCACUGACGAGAAAGGCCGUCACCUGCUGGUCAUGAGAAGAGGUAACCUGUAUGUAUUUGAUGCAGUAGGUAGGGAUGGUAAUCUGGUGAAGCCAGCUGAGAUCCUGUCGCACCUCAAGUACAUCUUGGCAGACUCAACACCAGCUCCUGCAUUUCCUCUGGGUGUUCUGACAAGCGAGAACAGGGACGUUUGGGCAGGACUUCGAGAAAAGCUUCUGGAGGCAGGGAACGGAGAGGCUCUAGGGUUAGUGGACAAUGCUCUGUUUUGCGUUUGUCUGGAUGAGGAGGAGAUGCGUGAUCACAUACACAUCUCCCACAACAUGCUUCAUGGGAACGGCUGUAACCGCUGGUAUGAUAAGUCCUUCAGUAUCAUCCUAACUAAGGAUGGACAGGCAGCUAUCAAUUUUGAACACUCUUGGGGCGAUGGUGUGGCUGUCCUGCGUUUUCAGAAUGAAGUCUUUAAAGACACCACAGAAAAGCCGCUCGUUGGGCCUAACUCUCAGCCUGCUGCUGUAGACUCAGCCUCUGCUGUCCGGCGGCUGGAAUUCAAGCUAAACACUGAACUGCAACAUGGAAUAACAAAGGCCAAAGAGAACUUUCAUGCCGCUGUCUCCAAGCUCACCAUUGAUGCCAUGGAGUUCAAGCAAGGGGGGAAAGAACAGCUGAAGAAAAAGAAGCUCAGCCCCGAUGCCAUCGCACAGCUAGCUUUCCAGAUGGGAUUCCUACGUCAAUAUGGGCAGACUGUAGCUACAUAUGAGUCCUGCAGCACUGCUGCCUUCAAACAUGGCCGAACAGAGACCAUCCGUCCAGCCAGCAUUCACACACAACGCUGUGCUCAAGCCUUUGUUCAACAGCCAGACCAGCACAGUGUGGAGCAGCUUCAGGGCCUGCUGGAUGCCUGCUCCAAAUACCAUGGCCAGCUCACCAAAGAGGCAGCCAUGGGACAAGGGUUUGACAGACAUCUUUUUGCCUUGCGCUACCUGGCUAAUUCUAAAGGAUUGACGCUCCCAAGUCUGUACCAGGACCCAGCAUAUGCAGCCAUAAACCACAACAUCCUGUCCACUAGCACUCUCACUAGCCCUGCUGUAAGUCUGGGUGGCUUUGCUCCUGUGGUGCCUGAUGGUUUUGGAGUGGGCUAUGGUGUCCAUGACGAUUGGAUUGGAUGCAAUGUGUCCAGCUACCCCGGCAGGAAUGUCCAUGAAUUCCUUCGAUGUGUCCACAAGUCCCUUGAAGACAUUUUUCAUGUUAUUGAAGGAAAACCUCUUAAAUCCAGUUAAGUGCUUUUAGAAAAGAAAUCCACACUAAGACACUGAAGGGCAUUUAAGGCUUUAUCUGAAGACCUCAUUAGUGUGAGAUAAGACUAUAAUUAAAACCUUAACAUGAGUCUCAUGUGCAUUUGAUAUCGUUUACUGUUAUGGGUUUACACCGUAAUUGAUUAAGUUUCAUCACACAACGUUCGAACACACACACACAUACAUACAUACAUAUAUAUAAAUAAAAAAAAUAAUGUUUGUGUGUAUUGUUUAAAGCUAAUUACUGAAUGUAAUGCAGGGAUGUAUUUUCUAACAAAACAUUGGGAUGAACACAACCUGCUAAUUUUUCUAGAUAUAAUAUUUAUCUGAAAUAUCUUCAGCUAAGUAUGCAAGUAGUGCAAGUCCUGAAACUCAUCUCCCCUUUUAGUCUGAUUGAUGAAGAUAUUGAUAAAUUCCAUAAAGUUGGACAGGUCCAAGGAAUAUUGGCUGUUCAGAAUAUGUCUGUGCUUGUUAUAUCUAGUUUACUGAAUGCAGGUCAUCUGUGUAGCCUUACUUACAGCAUAUGGGUUUAUUUUUCUCUGUACAUGUGAUGUGUAGUUGCCACUUUUUAAUGUGGAAAAUGCUGUGAAAUGAUGUAAUACUGUCCAUGUAGAGUUUAAAUAUUUGUAUAUAUAUUUAAUUUCAGCUGAGUAUUAAUGGACUAAAAAGAGCUGUCACCAACAAAGCACAGGGGAUGAUUCUGUCCAUAUAAUUAAUUUAUAUAAUGAAUAUCUUUGCUCUUAUUUGAGCAUGUUUAAGGCAGCAGUCAUCAAUAUUGUGAGGCCUUCAUGAUUUUAGUGUAUUAAACUGAGGAAAGGCUGAAAUAAUCAUCAGAGCCUGGUUGUGUUUUUAAAGGUUGACAGCUUUUGACCUACAGAGCAUUUGGAUACAAGCAGAACUUAAGAAUACACCAUUACUGAUGGUUCACCAGUACAAAUCAGUUUUAGUUCCCUUGCAAUGCAAAGAAGCUGCCCAUUAGCUAUCUGUUACACUUUGAUGCUAGUUUUACUGUGCGACUCCUCCCCUUCUGUUUGUUUACAGCAAACCUCACCUAUUUUUCAAAAUGUCUGCAUAAUGGUUAAUGUCAAACAAUCAUUUAAAGUUUGAUCUAAAGAAAAAAUGCCUUGCUCUAAAUAAACUAUCAAAUGAGAA
Molecule: messenger RNA, 3510 nt
Organism: Pygocentrus nattereri (red-bellied piranha)
Lineage: Eukaryota; Metazoa; Chordata; Actinopteri; Characiformes; Serrasalmidae
Gene: cpt2
Product: carnitine palmitoyltransferase 2
Exons: 5
Coding region: 328-2343 (671 amino acids)
Biological process (GO): fatty acid beta-oxidation
Cellular component (GO): mitochondrion
Molecular function (GO): carnitine O-palmitoyltransferase activity
Source: RefSeq, a predicted model, not a curated record